UGCUGAAUCGCCGCGUUCGCGCCGGUCUCCCCAGUCGUGCUGUGCCCAGGAUGGACCCCAUGCCGGGCCUUUUGGAGCGGCUUGGGGAGGAGAAGGCUGGAAGCCCAGAGCCAAGAUCUGCAGCGUGGCAAGUCACCCCUGUGCUCUCCGAGCAGCAGUCCCGGGACGUCCAGUUGGUGCUGGCCUAUGCAGCGCCCAUCCUGGACACACGCCAGACCUCACGCCUCCUCAAGGAGGUGUCGGCUGUCUACCCGCUGCCUGCCCAACCUCACCUUAAGAGGGUGCGGCCAAACCAGGAUGCCAGUCGCCCCCACACGCUGGAGAUGCUGCUGUGUCUGGCGGGGCCGACUGUGGGCGCACCGUCCCUGGCCGAGCUCCUCCCGCAACCCGCCAUUGACCCCCGCGGCCUGGGGCCGCCCUUCCUGGUCCCGGUGCCCGCCUGGCCGCCGCUCACUAGGGGCCAGUUCGAGGCGGCACGGGCCCACUGGCCCACGUCCUUCCACGAAGACAAGCAGGUGACGCGUGCACUGGCCGGACAGCUCUUCUCUGCACAGGAGCGGGCUGCGAUGCAGGGCCACAUGGAGCGGGCUGUGCGGGUGGCCCAGCAGGCCGCCGCCAGAGGCCUGAGGGCCGUCGGGGCGGUGGUGGUGGACCCAGCCUCAGGUUGCGUGCUGGCCACAGGCCAUGACUGCAGCAGCACUUCCAACCCUCUGCUGCACGCCACCAUGGUGUGCAUUGAUCUGGUGGCCCAGGGCCAGGGCCGCGGUGCCUAUGACCUGGGACCUCAUCCCACCUGCUCCUUUGCCCCGGCUGCCACCUCCCAGGCGGUUCGGGUGGGCACUGUGCGCAAGCUGGACGCAGACGAGGACAGCCUCCCCUACGUGUGCACCGGCUACGACCUCUACAUCACCCGCGAGCCCUGUGCCAUGUGUGCCAUGGCCCUGGUGCACUCCCGCAUGCAGCGUGUCUUCUAUGGGGCCCCCUCGCCUGAUGGCGCCCUGGGCACCCGCUUCCGCAUCCACGCUCGGCCUGACCUCAACCACCGCUUCCAGGUGUUCUGUGGCGUGUUGGAGGCCCAGUGCCGCUGGCUGGACCCCGACGUGUAGGGGCUGUGCCCUCUGGGGUCCAGGACUACCCCUGCAGCCGGCUGGCCUCCACCUCUGCUCAGACCCCAUGGACCCCCAGACUCCCUCCAUGGUGCAGGAACUGCUAUCCUGUCAAUCUUAGGGACACUUGCACUCGUCAUCCUCAGAAACUGUUGCUCUGCUGUUCCUGCCAGUGUGUGGGAUGCCUUUCUGCCCAGACCAAGCUUCUCCCCGGACUCGGUGAACAGGGAUCCAGCCCUGGCCAUGUACCCGGGCAUUUGGGCCUUGCUGCUCUGGCUCCAUCAGCCCUGAGCGCAUGGGUCCUGUGGGGUUCUUUCUACUUUGUUUCAGGUGUCAGAAAACAGCUCUGAUACGUAAAAAUAAACAACCCCAAAACUGGGUUGGUGUCUGUUGACAGGAGCAGGCUGUGGAACUGAGGGGGUGGCCUCCUGAGCUGUCAUGGGCCAAGACCUGGGGUUAUUUUGGGGUGGGGGCGAGCCAGGUGGUACUCCCCGCUGCGUCUGUAUCGUCGGCCUGGAGGGUUCCCUUGUCCUUCACAGGUGGUCGGAGGGUCUCCAAGGGGCCAGCAGGGAUGUGCCAAAGAGGAGUUGUGCCAAAGACUCUGCUGGCAGAGUCUGUGGGGCAGAGCAGUACUGCACGGGGGCUGGUAUGGUGGACGACAGGGGCGCCACAUGGCGGUGCCCUCACUCACUUGCAGGGUGGAGCAUGGGAACUCGGUCACUGGAGUCUUGUUGCCGGGACUGUGGGUGAGAAACACAUCUCAGUUUCCCCCCAGUGUCCAGCUCCAGGCCUGGCUCACUGCCGCUGCCCGUCCCUGUGCCCCGGAGCUGCGCUGUGCAUAUUGGGUGGGCACUGUCCAUGGCCACAGCAGCAUGGCUUGUUUCCUGAAGGUGACACCACUGUCUACCAGCUGGGCAGUCAUGGAAAUGACCAGUUCUGUCCACUGUGCCUUUUGUGGGAUCUUGGUAUGUGUGGCUGCUCUGCAACAUGAGCUCCGGGGCUGCAUUAUCUUGUGAUGGUGUCUUCAGUCUUGCCAGGUUCACGUGGGGGAAAAUGGAGACCAGUGAAAUUGUGUGACUUGCCUGAGGUCACACAGCUGUGGCUCAGAAGUCAUGCCCUGUGGCCCUAAGGAAGUGACCAGAGCCAUCAGUGGAUAGUGGGGCAUCUUGAAGUGUGUGAGGACAACAAGAAGGCCAGAGACCAGUGAGGGCAGGUUCCUGGGAUCCCAGGAAUAUGUGGCUGUGGAUGGAACCUGGCUAUAACCUGACCCUUUUCUAGCCAUCUCAGAGCUGCCCAGCCUGACUCUGAGGAGGGUCACACAUUUGGGGCUGGACUUUCAGAGCUCAGGCAUUGGCUAGGACUCUGCCUAGGGUGCUGCUAGUCCUGUAGCUGGUGUUGGAGUCACCCAGCAACUGUGUGGACGCCCUGACUGUGGCUGUCUCCC
Molecule: messenger RNA, 2550 nt
Organism: Talpa occidentalis (Iberian mole)
Lineage: Eukaryota; Metazoa; Chordata; Mammalia; Eulipotyphla; Talpidae
Gene: ADAT3
Product: adenosine deaminase tRNA specific 3
Exons: 2
Coding region: 51-1106 (351 amino acids)
Cellular component (GO): cytoplasm; nucleus
Molecular function (GO): tRNA-specific adenosine-34 deaminase activity
Source: RefSeq, a predicted model, not a curated record